Molecule: messenger RNA, 2613 nt
Organism: Branchiostoma belcheri (Belcher's lancelet)
Lineage: Eukaryota; Metazoa; Chordata; Leptocardii; Amphioxiformes; Branchiostomatidae
Product: otopetrin-3-like
Exons: 7
Coding region: 105-2213 (702 amino acids)
Biological process (GO): proton transmembrane transport
Cellular component (GO): membrane
Molecular function (GO): proton channel activity
Source: RefSeq, a predicted model, not a curated record
AGAGAUCUCUGCUAAUGUAAUUAAGACCGGACACAUACUGGAAUGUUUCAGUACGCCGUACGCGUGUAAAGAAGCUUGGAUUAUUCCUUCCUUAGACUUUCAAGAUGCCUGCGAUGCUGGACGCCCCUCUGAAACCCUACCAGCACCACCACGCCAGGAGGGUGGAACCACGGCCGAUGGAAUUCGAACAUCAGAAGACGAGGAUGUCCACCAGAUCACAACAGGUUCUUCAGGACCAGAACUUGAUGUUUGAACGGAACAAAUCUAUCUAUUCCAGAAGCCAACACGUCAUUCCCACCGCUAACAGCUUAGCGGAACGGACUAAGACCUACGCGAGGUACCAGAGGGAGAAUCCAGACCAGGACAUGGUGGAACGCGCCAGCCAGGUGUCCUCCGUCUGCUCUGAUAAGGAUUUCUUCCCUUCCAGAAGGAGCAGUGCGGUCAGCUCGAGGAGGUCCUCAGUGUCAGAGGAAUAUUGUGGACAGGCUGAAGAAGAGAGGGAACCGACUCCAAAUCAAAACAUCAUCCCAGAUGGCACGAUGUUUACGGAGGAGGACGGUACAAGUGGUGCUGACAGCCCGUCAGAUGACAAGUGGAUGUUGCUGCGCAUGUUCGGAGUCCUGUACGGUGUGUUGAUGUUUGCCGUGGGCGCCAUGUUGCCAGCGGCCCAGCUGUUCUCGUCUGACGUCUCCCAGGCGACCGUGGAGGCGUUCUACCUGUACCUGUUCCUGACGGGCGCGCUGUGGAUGGGCGCGGUGCAUGGCGGUAGCAUCAUGGCGGCUAGGGGCGGCAGAACUGAUGACAAGUCGAACUCAACCGUCAACACUUAUCUAACAGGAGCAGCGUCGUUUUUCGGUUUCUGUACUAUUCUGAUUUCGGCGUUCAAGUUCGGUACGUAUGUCUACUCCGACGCCAGCGUCGACGACUCCGGCGGGGCAUGCGAAAACCUCAUCCUGGCCGUGACGCCCGUGUCGGAGGCAGUUUUCACCCUGUUCCUGGUGCACCACCUCUGGCACCACGCCGGGAACAACCGGACACGCCGGGGGAGGUUCCAUAUGGUUACCAGUUUUGGAGUCAUGCACACCGCUGCCACGUGCGGCUGUGCCUGGAUCCGCACCGUCAUCGUCGAAGCCUGGAUAGACGUGAAACGUCUGACCCCCGCCGACACGCUCGGACAACCAGUACCCACAGAAGUGCCCGCGGCUUUCGCAGUCUCCAACUGCUCGGUCAACGGGUCCGGACUGCCGGCUGAAUCCGCCACGACAUUUGCCAUGAACACCAGCACCGCCACCCCGGCAGCAGUGGUGCGACGGUCUGUUGAGGACGAAGUCGAAGUCUUCAAUAUCACCGAAACAGCAAAUACGACCAACGUGACAGGGGCGUCCAUGGACUGUCUGAGAGAAAGGGCCUUCUUGACUUCGCUUGACCCAGUUUUGUAUCCCAGUAACGUGGAGUUCUACAUCCUCAGUGUCGGCCUCAUCCUGAUUCUUUGGACCAAGAUGGCGGAUGCAAACGAGGCAUCCCAGAACCCCCCUCGGCGAUGGUCCAUGGAGAAGUCUAACGGAGGAACUGUUCUGAGCUUCUUGUUGUUUGUCGUCACCAUCUGUGUGAUUGUCUUGUACCAUAACGACCCGAAUCCAGGCAGCGCAGCCUUCGUCGUCUACUACGCCCACAGAAUCGUUCUGCUGCUGACGAUGACGUUAGCCUGUGUGUUCACCUGCGUUCGGCGACGGCGUACCGUGGCGAAAGGUGGGUGGACACUUGACCCCGAGCGGGACAAUCGCCUGGGCAUGAUCAUCAUCCUACUUUGCGUGACGACGAUCUACUUCAGGGACUUAUUAACCAUUGUGGCCGCCAUCUUCCUGACCCAGCCCGAACUGAUACCAGGGAUAGUCCUGGUGGAGGCACUUCUGGACGUCGUGUUGGUGACGACGCAGUCAGCUGUCGUUCUGGACACGUUGGGUAGGAUCCCUCCCUCCGCUGACUUCUGCCCGGACCUGAGCCGACAAGCCGUCGUCUUCCUGGUUCUCUGUAACGCCAGUCUGUUUGCCGUCUGCACCAACGACGCAAAGGAUGACGGAACGGACCUGGUUCAAGUCGAGUACUUCGGUGCGAUCACGUGGUCCGUCCUACGCAACAUCGUGCAGCCCUUUGUCAUCUUUUACAGAUUCUAUUGUUCCGUGUCCUUCAUCGAAGUCUGGUUACGAGGCUAAUUAUUAUAACAACACACAACCUGUAUAACGGCUACGAUGUUUUGAUGAACAGUCUAUUGUUUUGUAUCCACUUCUUGCACGGGAGUUUCCUUUAACUUCAAGGCCGAACUGUACUGUUGCGGGCCUAACAUUUCUACAUCACAUUAACCAAAUUUCCUGCAAUGUACCUAAAGGGUUGACGUCUGUCAUUUGUGAAGGCUUGAGCCUCUCUAUUUUAUAUUGACAUCUUUGUUGUUAAUUCUUGUACAUUUUGUAUCUGUGAAUGUUUUGAAAGUCAUCUGAAAGUUUUGUGUGCGAAACAUCUAGAUGUACAUGUAGAUCUAUAGUAAAUUUUCAAUAGAUGAAUAAUGAAUAAAUAAAUAGAUGAUAUUCUUUCAGAGAAGCUAAUUUCACAAUAAAG